CAGGAGGCGGUGGCUGCUCAGCGCCUGAAGCCACUCAGUGUGGAGUCGCAGCGGGGUCCGAGGCCGAGUCGCUCGCCGUUACCACAGCGACAGCGAAAGGGUGGACAGUCGGCCCGCAUGCGGGGGACUUGGGUGAAUCAGUGGAGUCGUCGGCGCGGUUAGCCGCUAAUCGUUUACAGUAACAUUCUGUGUGGCCGCGGUGAGAGAUUCAACAGUAGAAAAUGGUUACAUGUCCCACAAAUGUAAUACUGAAGUGGCUUGAACAUCUGAAUAGUUCCUGGGCCUUGGAAGACAGUGAAUCUACAGCAACAAGGGAAGGUGCUUCUGCAUUGUAUGAAAAGUUGCUCCAUAACAAAGAAGUGGUAGGGAUAUCCCAACAGGCCCAACAUUUGAUUGAUCCUCGGUUGCCAGAUUUUGAACAUGAGUCUUCAGCUGUGGAAGAACGUGAGCAGUAUCUCUCUGCACUACUCAACAGUCAACAGAAUUUGGCCAAAACAGUCUUUGGAAAUUCACCUUUUGCUGUCGCCUUACACAUGCGAUUACUGACUCUUCAAAGAAUAUUUUAUGCACUUUCUAACAAAUAUCACGAUAGGUUCAGACCGGAGCGUCAAGUACAAAGGCAGAGUUCUGACACCAGAUUAGAUCCAGGAGAUGUGUUGGUCAGGAAUACAAGAACAAAAACGGGUACUGAUGUUUUAAUUGAGAUGGGAGUUAAGACUGGCCUAAGCCUACUGUUUGCACUAAUUCAACAAAAUUGGCAACAGUCAAAGUUAGAUCCAAGUUUGAGCCUGUGUAAUGAUGUUUUGUGCACAGCCUGCACAAUUAUCAAUUCUCUACCUCCACUUUCUCUAGCAAAUGAAAGUAAAAUCCCACAGGUAGGUUUGGACUGCCUCACACAAGUUACGACAUUUUUAAAGAAGAUGACCAUGCCCAGUUCUGGUGCUGACUGUCAAGGUCGAAGAUUGGCUUCAGAGCUACUCCUUGGUCUUGCAGUUCAGCGUGGAUCUUUGAAGUUUCUACUUGAAUGGAUUGAAGUGGCAUUGGCUGCUUCAGCAGCUGCUGCUAAUGCAUCAGAAAAGGAAGGAAUGAUUGGAUAUGAUUGUUUUAUAAAAUCACUGGAGCAACUGAAGCAUUGUUCGAAUGCAUAUGUGGAUAAUCUACAGAAUCAAGAGCUCAAGAAGACCCCAGAUGGGAUGUGUUCUCUUUCCAAUGCAGCAAUUUGUCUUUUUGAAGAGAUUUGCAGGUUGGCCUUAGACUGCCUGUGCAGCACCAGUUCUCAGAACUCUCAAAGCCGUGACAGCGAAACGAGCACUGUGUAUGUUUGGGGCAGUAACAGUAGUCAUCAGUUGGCAGAAGGGACACUGGAGAAAAUUUUACAACCUAAAUUAGCACAUGGAUUUGCUAAUGCGCAGACGAUUGAAGCUGGACAAUACUGCACAUUUGCAAUUUCAGAAGAUGGUUCUGUAAAGGCUUGUGGAAAAGGGAGCUAUGGCAGACUUGGACUUGGUGACUCAAAUAAUCAGUCAGCACCGAAAAAGCUCACAUUUGAACCUCAUCGCAGCAUUCGUAAAAUCUCAUCCUCAAAAGGUUCAGAUGGGCACACACUAGCUGUAACUGCAGAAGGAGAUAUAUUCAGCUGGGGAGAUGGCGAUUACGGGAAGCUCGGACAUGGAAAUAGCGCUACACAGAAAUAUCCCAAACUGAUUCAAGGACCAUUAUUAGGAAAGAUUGUGGUCUGUGUGUCAGCAGGAUACAGGCACAGUGCAUCUGUGACAUCUGAUGGAGAGCUUUAUACUUGGGGAGAGGGAGACUUUGGCAGACUUGGACACAGUGACAGUCAUAGUCGCAAUUUACCAACUCUUGUGAAAGAUAUCAGUAGUGUUGGCCAAGUAGCUUGUGGAAGCUCCCAUACUAUUGCUGUGUCUCAGGAUGGACGAACAGUAUGGUCGUUUGGUGGUGGAGACAAUGGUAAACUUGGACAUGGGGAAACUAACAGAGUGUACAGACCAAAGGUAAUUGAAUGUUUGCAAGGCUUAUACAUUAGGAAGGUGUGUGCUGGGAGCCAAUCUUCGCUUGCAUUGACUUCUGCUGGACAGGUAUUUGCAUGGGGCUGUGGCUCUUGCCUGGGAAGUGGAUCUUCAGAAACAACGGCUCUUAGACCACGCCUAAUUGAGGAGCUGAAUUCAACCAAAAUCAUUGAUAUUUCAUGUGGCGAUAGUCAUUGUUUGGCACUGACACAUGAUAACGAAGUUUACGCUUGGGGUAAUAAUGCAAUGGGCCAGUGUGGACAAGGACAUACAUCAACUCCAAUUGCUAAACCAAAGAAAGUAAUUGGUUUGGAGGGAAUACCUAUUCAGCAAAUCACCGCAGGAACUUCUCACAGCCUGGCGUGGACAGCCCCUCCGACUGACAGGCAACUGGUCGCCUGGCACAGACCUUUCUGCGUUGAUCUGGAAGAAAGUACGUUUAGUUAUUUGCGAACAUUUUUGGAUAGGUACUGUGAUGGAAUUAACAAUGAGGUACCUCCACAGCCUUUCUUUUCUCAAAGGGAACAUCAUAAUUUUGUGUAUCUUUGUUUGAAAUUACUUUCCACUCAUCUUUCGCUGGCUCAAGCUGGAGGUACUGGAGCUGCUGUUCUCGGGCAACAGGGUAGACCACUAAGGAACUUGCUUUUUCGACUAAUAGAUUCAGAUGUUCCAAAUUCUAUUGAAGAGGCAGUCAAUGAAACACUUUCAGUUGGUGCGUCUUUAUUGUUGCCUCCACUCAGGGAACGUACUGAACUUCUACAUAAUCUGCUACCUCAAGGCCCAGAGAGAUGGGAAAGUUUAUCAAAAGGACAAAGAAUGCAAUUGGAUAUAAUACUGACGAGCCUACAGGACCAGUCCCACAUCGCAUCCCUGCUGGGUUAUAGCUCACCUACUGACAUAACCGAAGGUUUCUCACAAAGCUUCUUCCCUGAUCAGGACUCAUCCAAUUCAGGGAUUAUUGACAACUUCCACUUAGCAGAAAUACUUUUGAAAACUCUUUUAAGGAACAUCGGUUUUUACACUGAACGUGCUUUUGGUGAGUUGGAGAAGAACAGUGAUAAGCAGCAAAGUAAUACAACACCCACAGAAAGUGGACCACCCUCCCAUGUCCGUCAGCUGCUCUCUGCAUUGCAUAAACAUUUGCUGGCUCACUGUUACUCACAUUCUACUGCUAAGGAUCACUUGAACAUAGAUUUGCUGCAUAAACAUGUAAAGUUGCUGCUGCUAUAUGCAUCUGAUACCUACAGACGAUCUGCUCUUCUUCUGAAAGAAAGCUUACUGGAUAAAAGUGUCACAGAAAAACUACAUGGUAUUCUUUUUAACUCUGCUGCUGGAAGUGUUUUAUGUCAAGUGAUCUACUCCCUUCUGUUGCUACCUGUUAGCAUUGUACGACCUUUACUAAGCAAUCUUCUAGAUCUGCUCCAACCUCUUGAUCACCUAAUCCGGCUUUUACCAGCUGCUAUGUUACUGGAGGAGCAGGAACUCGAAUGGACAAUGCAUGAAUCUGAAAGCAGUCCAGAAAAAUCCAUUUCAACUGAUGCUAAAUCUUGGAUUUGGCUAAUUGAUAUGGAACGGACAAUUUCCUUCACUGUUGGGCAGUGUCUUGGAGAAAUGCUGCAAGGUCCUGUUUGUUCAGCGGAAGAAGAGAACGCUGCAUAUUGGCUACAAAGCCAACUCCUCAACAAUGGACUUGAAAUUGAUUCUGAACAACUUGAUUUGCUCAUGAAUUGUCUCACUGGAAAAGCAUUGGCUGGCUGUGUGGAAAGGAAGUCUUUUGAGUUGCGGGUUUCUGAGGACACUGCAGCACUUAUAGAUAUCGCAUUGGGUACCUCAGUAGAACCAGGGUACAAAAUCUGGAACCGAAUGCAGGUUUACGCCAACAGCAAUGAAUGGGAACAUGGUACAAAUGGAGAUCACUUGUUGGACACAGUGUCCCGAUUUGUUCUUGCAGUAUUACUCAAGCACACGGGCUUAUUUCAAGAGGCGUGCAAAGAUGACCGGUGUCAACCCAGUGAGAGACUUGUGGAAGUAUAUCAAUGUGUCUACAAGGUUAGAAGUACACUUCUGGCUCAAACGAAUGCUGCCUAUAAAACUGCAAAUGUGCAGCUGCCUACUUGGCCCAGACAGCUUUCAGAUGUCUCCGAUAACGUUGAAGAUGAACCAAGAGAAAGCUGUAGUACCACUGAGCAAACCGUGAAUGUUAGACAAUCAGAGGAACCACAAUACAACAUGGAAAGAGAGAUUGUACUGUUGGACACAGAGGAGUUCCCAAAGAUCAGCAAGGUUUUAGAGUGUUUCCUAGCCCGAAAGGCUGCUUGUCACCAUGAAAAUGAAACCGUAUAUGAAUACUCAGGCACAAGUAGCCGGCCUAAUAGCACAGGCAGUGUGGAAGCUCCAGAAGCCGAAAAUACUCUGAAAGAAAAAAGAAGGGAUUCGGAAGAGCAAUAUUCAUUUAUAUCCAUGUGCCAUUAUGUAAUUUUACGCUGUGCCUUCCUCAUUCUUGGAGUAAGGGCUGUGUGGCUGGCGAAAGGUUGGAAAGAAGAGCCAACACUAGCUACAAUUAGGAAAGAAAAUUCUAUGCAAGAAGAGCAGUCAUCUCGGGCAAGACUGAGACAGAAUCAAAGUGACUGUGAUGCAAGGAAGCAAGUGAAUAAAGAAUUUUCCGAAGGUCAAUCAAGAAUGCAGUCAAGAUCAUCUGAGCACACAUUAGAUGUGCCAUUGUGUUCAUUGGGCAUUAUGAAAGAUGCAUGGCAACUGCUACGGCAAUGUAUCAGCCCACCAGAAAACUCCAAGGGUACUACAUUUGCACCUUUGCUGAAUGACAUCUUUCAAUUCCUCUGUGGGCAUCUUACUCGGACUUCAAAUCUGGUAGAACAAGAAGUGGGGAAAGGGUCUGACCCUAAGGCAAUUAUUACAGCAAUGGGUCACCAGCAGGAAAGAGCAGAGCUUCGUCUUGAAGCUCUUUGCCAGAUUUCAACUUUCCUCUCUGAAAUGGAGGCUAAAGGUGGCUCCUCAUUGGAUAGUUCAGGACUGUCAGUAAAAUCCACUGGUCUUCUAUUGACAGUACAGUUGCAGUUUUUAAUUGGCUGUUUUGAUCUGGGAACAGCAAAUACAACAAACAUUAAACGGAAUUGUGGAAAACUCCAGCAUUAUACGGAUAUAACACAGGCUGCCCAUGGAAGUACACAGAUUGAGCUCCAAGCUGCAGCACAUAAGCUUUAUCAACAUUUGGUGUCUUCUCUGAAACGGGGACUUGCAACUGGAAAUGAAUUCUCAGGAGCACAGCAGCACCUCCUGUUGGCUACUAUAUUUGCUUUAAACAUCCGUUACCAGCCUGCUGACCUAUCCGUGGUCAUUAACAGUGGUCUUCUCGAAGCUCUUUCAAAGCUGACAAACUCCUGUCUCCUGGUAAACCAACGUUGGCUGAUGGCUUCAGUGUCUGGUCAUCCCCAUUUAAAUAUUGCACUAAAGUUGGCAGGUGCUCGACUUCUGCAGAUUUUAGCUAUCACUGCUAGUUCCUACGCAGAAACCUUGUGUCCUGAAGUAGUUCAAGCCCCAAUGGAUGUAUUGUGCUGCCAGUUGCAAAGUUUUUUGCAUGCAAUGUGUAGAAAUUCAGAAUGUGAAUUAGCUGAAGAGGAAUGUACAGAACAACGUAGUUGUGGAUCCAGCAUCAGGUCCAGAAGUAAAGAUCAUGGCAAAAGCAGACGAAUUGUAGAAACCCAGUUGGGAGACUUUCUUGUUUUUUUGCGUCGUGUUAUCUCCUUCAAAAAUGUACGGAACAACAUUGUUUCUGUGAAAUGGAUUGAUCCACUCUUAUUGAUAGCUACACAGAUGCAUGAAACAGGUCUUCCACUCGUGCGCAAUUUACGUACCAAGCUGCUAGCUUUGCACAUUUUGGAGUCACUGCUGCCUGCCUGCUUUGAACCGAACCAAAUUAAAGAGAUUUUGGAGCGGCUCUUCAGUUCGCUUUCCGCUAGUAUGUGGGAAAUGCCAUUUGCUUUAACCAAAAAGGAAAAAGAAGCGGAUAAAGCACUUGAGACAGAGGAUAAAGAGGAUGACAACAUUCCCAUUAAAGAGUUUUCAUUUGAUCCAGAUAAAAUGGUUUGCUGUAGUUUGGAAUCUGGAAAUGUUUUAUCUCAUGGUGCAGGUGGCAAAGGAUAUGGAUUAGCAACAACUGCUAUAACAUCUGGAUGCUUUCAUUGGAAGUUUUACAUAACCAGAGAGAAUAAAGGUAAUGAGGGUACAUGUGUUGGAGUAUCACGAUGGCCCAUCAGAGAUUUCAACCACCGCACAACAUCGGACAUGUGGCUUUAUAGAGCUUACAGUGGGAAUCUCUACCAUUGUGGGGAGCAAGGUUGUAUCUUACCAAGUUAUACACAAGGGGACUGUGUAACUUGUGUCCUGGAUGUGGAAGCAAGAACAAUCUCAUUUGGAAAGAAUGGCGAGGAACCAAAGUUAGCCUUUGAAGAUGUUGAUACAACUGAGCUGUAUCCUUGUGUGAUGUUUUACAGCAGUAAUCCUGGAGAAAAGGUGGCACUUUGUGAUAUGCAAAUGCGUGGAAUUUGUCGAGAUCUCUUGCCUGGUGAACCAUUUUGUAGUCCUCUAUCAACUGUACUGGCAGAAGCAACGGUCCAGUUGAUCCGAAAACUCCAUAUCCAUGACAACUGGAUGCCUGCGAUUAACCACCACAUGCUUUGUAGGCUUGAGCUGAUUGGUUCAAUAAUGAAAGAAGCAAAAGUUUUGAAGCUGAAUAAAUCUCGAAGUAAAUAUUCGGUAAAGAAAAGUACCUUCGAGGAAAAAGAAACAAGAGGACAGGAAGAUAAGUUAUUCAAGGGUGAAGAUAAGGCCCAAGGCAUCACAGACUUAGCUGAGCUGCAACUAAGAAUGUUGUGCAGAGAGGUAUGGCCUGUUCUGGCAGUUGUUGGUGGAAUUGACUGUGGGCUCCGUGUUGGUGGUCAUUGCAUACAUAAACCUUCAGGGCGCAGAGCAACCCUUUUAGGAGUUAACAAAGAAAGAGGCACCUCUGCAAGACUACAAUGGGAAGAUGUGGAAAUCACCAUCAGUGACACACCACUCUCUACGUUGGAGCCAUGCAAGCCAUACCCCUUUGAUAUCACAAGAUUUCAUGGUCUUAAAGCUGCGAUGUUACUGGACCUGACCUACUUGACUGGAGUCCAUGAAGAACCUGAAAUAAGCGGCAAGGUGACACAAAAUAAAGAUUCAGCUGAGAAGAUUGUCAAGCCCGAAUUGGAAAAAAAAUUGGAUGAUGAAAUUGCAAAAUGUAUGGCAGAUGAUGACCACAAAGAUCCCACCAACUUACAGAGCAGAGAACCAUCAAAUGUACUCACCAAAAAUCUAACUGAUCAAAAUGAAGAAAAUGAAGCUCAGAAAGGAUGUGCUUUGAAAAUUGAUGGUGACUUAAUUGAAAACUGUCAGAGCUCAUGUGACCGGAAUUUACAAAACCAUGAAUUGUUUCUAGCUGAACUACGAGCUGUGCAACUUUCGUAUAUCUCUGUUGGGGCCAUGAAAACCCUUAGUGCCAUACUGAGUUAUGGAAAAUAUGCGGACUUGCUCCUUGUUCCAAAUAUCACUGCAAGUAGUCCAAGUAGUUCAGAAUGUGCCAAAGCUUCCUCCAGCUCCGUAGAGAAUACUGAACUCCGAAUGGUUCUUCAUUACUUAAUGAGGUGCAUGGUAAAAUGGGCUGUGCGACCAUGCCCAAUUAAACGAGUAAUUUCACUCGCUGAUCUAGAACGUGCACAUAUUAUGAUCUUCAAGUCUGCUUUGGAUUCCUUGGUGGGAGAUUACAGAGCUAAGGAGAAUAGAGAUGCCUCAUUACCAGAAAAUGCAAGACUUCACUCUCAAGCAGCAUCAACCUCAUCCAGCACAGUUUCUCUCUAUAGUAACUCUUCUGAAGAAAGUGUGGGCGUUCCCUUCUCGGUGUCAGCUUCAAAUUCUUCUUCCACGACUAAUUUGGGUUCUUUAGUGUCAAUGAAUGGACUAGAAAAUUUCAAUCCCUUCUUGCCUGUCAAUGUCUUACAACAAAUGGUCUUUGUAAGAUUUCCUUCACUUUCUGGAUUAAUUAAUAAUCCUUUAUUACUUCCUGGGUUGAACGUGGUACCCACUAUCUCGGAUGACGAUGGAGAACAAAGAAAUUAUUUCUCAUUUCCUUCUGUCUCUACCAGGCAGCAUAGUUCACCAGAUUGUAGACAUGAUCCUCCUGAGAAUCCACCGCCUGUCGCUGUUCCUUUGCUAGAAAUGGGGUUUUCUUUGAGACACAUUUGCAAAGCAGUUGAUGCUGCAGGUGUUUCUGGGAAUGCCGAUCCACAAUCAAUUGAACAACUAGCCAGCUGGAUGCUGGAACAUCCACUACCAGAGGAACAGGAAGUCAUUGUUUACUCCUCAGCAACCAUUGAGAAUGAUUUGGAGGUACCUGUGGAGUCCGAGGUUAUAGUACACGACCGAGCAACAACACUCGUGUCUCCAGAAGCUGUUGACAGGGACGAUGCAAUUGAAGGAACAACUGAUGGUUUGGAUCAGAUAGAAAGAGGAAAUUUUAUAGAUGUGCAUUUGACAAGAAAUAGGCCUCCACCUGCUCGAAGGCGUAGAGCGAGUCAAGGACAGCGAUCUGUAUUCAGAGGAGCUGAAUCUAGAUCUCCUCAGCUGGUUCAGUCAACAUUAAGAAGAGAACCUGGAACUGCAGGAUGGCAAGAGGUUGAUGCUAUGUCUGACCGCAAUCUGGAUGGAGAGUUGGAGCUCUGUUUUUCUGAAGAUCCAUUGUCUGAAGGUUCUGUUGAAGAUAUGUUUCCUUCUGAAUGUGGUACUGAAAAUGAAGCACAAGGCAUGUGGUUUUCUGAGAUGAUGGAUUGGCCUAACAUGUGCCAGGACACCUCAGAUGUAGAAGAGAUUGUCAUUUGUGAACUCUGUGAUACUCAUACAAUGCAGUUCAACAAUCACAUGAAGAGACAUCACCCUGGUUGUGGAGAGAGUGCAGGUCAUUUGGGAUAUCGGAGUAAUGGAGCCUAUGUUGAUGGUUGGUUUGGAGGAGAGUGUGGCACAGGGAGCCCGUACUACUUGAUGUGUAACAAUUGCCGUGCAAAGUACCUAGCAGAAAAGCCAAGAUACAAGCAAGCCAAAUUAAAUCGCAAAACCAAAGGAUUAGCGCCUGAUUUAAUCAGCAAACAUGAAAAUACGCCUGAAGAGGACUGGGACAUAUUAGAUUCAGAAGGAAAUGAGCGGCUUACAGGACAGGAAGAUUUUGCUUCAUUAGCUGAACCACUUGGGUUAAAUGACAGCAAAUUGAUUCCAGAUCCAGUUCAAUUUCCAGAACAGGAUCCUCUUGGGGCAUCAGUUGCCACUGAUAACACACAUGAAAUGCUUUUAAAGAAAGGUUUAAAUAGGUCUGAUGAGAAAACAAACACCAAACUGACUUUGGGUGAACAAGCUGCAUCUCUCCGGGAUACCCAGGAAAGAGUUUUUGCUCUUCAGCGUAUCACAGUGGCUAUGCAAAUUCUUCUAGCACAUACCAUGGUUAUGAAAGCUUUAUCAUUGAUCUCUGUAAGUGGUUCCAUGUGCAGCCAGACAAGUGGCCUGGAAGCUCUUGGAUUAACUGACAUCCGUGUCUUGGUUCGGUUAAUGUGUCUCGCUGCUGCAGGAAGAGCUCAGCUGGCAAAUAAUGGAAUUGAAUGUUUAUAUUCAAAUAACCAACUUAGACCUUCAAAAGGAACAAUUUGGAAUACCAACUCUUGCCUGACAUAUAUGAGUUCAGCAAUUGGCUGUCUAGUGGCUAACAGCCCUACUGCUUAUAGGGUGUUAGUUGAUGUUUGCACUCAGGAUUUGAUUGCUGCUGCAACAGGGCUGCAUGUAGGUAUGAUCCGUGACUCGCAGCAGAAGAACAGAGUGCUUCACCUUUUCCAUAGACCAGUAAAAGACAACAGACUUUCUAGCUCUCCCAACUUCCUGGUAACUCAAACCUUAGUUGAGCUGCUCACUGAAAAAGGUUUCCGCCAUCAUUCCAGUCGUGAUAAAGAAGAGACCGAACACAAGGAUGCUGCUGCAACGACUACUACUACUACUCCCUAUUAUUCGUCAUCACAUGUUGGACCCUUAGAACUGGCCAAUGCACUUGCAGCAUGUUGUUUAUCAGGGAGACUGAGUUCUGGACAUCGUCAGUGGGCUGCACAGCAUCUUGUACAGGCCUUGUCAGUGUCAGAAAGGAGCAAUCAGUUCAGACCUCAAACGUAUGCAGAUUUAGCGGGGGAUCUCCGGAAAUGUCCAACUGUCAAACUGGAAGCACACGAGAAUCGGGUUGCAAGUUCUUCUUGGUCAGUUGCAAAGUCUUUGCUGGCCACGAGUGCCCUGGAUGGAACUAUUCGCCUUUGGACUUUAACAAAAAACACAGUUGCUUUAAAGCAAACCAUUUGCUUUAAAAUUUGUGAAGACUCUGAUAAGAGGCCGAGUAUACCUACAGGUGACAUCAGUUUGUCUCCUGUUCACUGGAGUGCAAGUGGUGGAUUCUUGGCUGCUUCGCAAGACAAAAUAGUCAACAUCUAUCUAGUGGAUGGGAAUCAAAUCCAUGUGAAGAUUCAGCCUUCCUGGGUAACUGCUAUAACCUGGGCAGAUGUUCAAACACCACUUGUGAGCAAAAGCAAUGACAAACAAGCGGAGUUUCUGUUAGUGGGUCGACUGGAUGGAUCAAUUGGCUGCAUUGAAGUUACAGAAGUAUCCGUUUCUGACACAAUUGAGCUAGUGCAUUGUCAGAGGAAAGAUGUUGCUGUUCAAUGCAUUGCCUGGUACAGUGAAGACAAACCAAUUGCGGUUGGGUACUCCGAUGGAAAAAUACUACUUACAGCAAGAGAGCCACAUAAUUCAGAAGAACCUGUGAUACUUAAUUCAUUUCAGGAAAGUGUAACUUGCCUAAAAUGGGACCCAACUGGACACCUGCUGCUUGCUGUUGCCAGAGAAGAGAUGGUGAAAAUCUGGGGGAGAAUAGGCAAUGCCUGGCUCGCAGUCCAAACUCUGUUUCACACAGCAUUGGUUAAUACUUCAGCUUGGUGCCCACUUCCAGGGAAAGGUCAGGAUCCAAGACUAAUGCUUGCAGUGGGUUGUCAGAAUGGCUUAGUUUAUGUUUGGACACUACCACAAGGUGGCACUGCUGUAUCAUUACCAAACCUCUUGCAUUCUCCUGAUGUCCACGAAAGACAUGUUGAGGAAAAAUUUCAAUUCAGAGGUAGAGCCAAAUGUGUGUUUCGUCUGAACGCUCAUAUAACUGCAGUGAUGCUGGUGUCCUUCAAUACUGAUGGUUUAACACUUUUAUCUGGAGGGAUUGGGGGUCUGAUAAAUAUCUGGUCUUUGCAGGAUGGUUCAGUUCUACAGACAGUGGUGACUGGUUUGGGAUCAGUAGUUGGUGUAGCCUGGAUUCCAGAUAUUGGUGUGGCAGCUUGCUCCAGCAGAUCAAAGGAUGUCCUCUUAAUCAGGUGUUGUCCAGAGUGGAUCUCUCAGAACCACAUUCUAGCAUCCUGCCGAAUGGCUCUCCGAGCACAGGGUAUCAUAGGACUGAAUAAGGCUCCUUGUAUGAAAGUUUUUAUCGAAAGAUUGUAUUUGCUGCUGCGUACACAGUAUGCCUAUGAAAAGCCACAUGUGACCUGUGGAGAUCAACUCGUACAUAGUACCUUCCUGCAAAGUUUGGCCUCCCUUACAGUAGGUCUAAGUUUGGACCAGUUCCUUACCAGAACAGCAGAAUCACCUCAUCAUAAGAACAAUAACCUGGAACCAGUUUCUCCAGAAUGGAGUUGGCUCGCAACUUACUCUGCUACUAUUAAGAGUGCCGAAGCUCUUGCCAAAGGAACUGCCUUCCCAGAAACCUUUAGUGUUCCAGAACUCAACCAGGAUUCAGGCUCAGAAGUCAUCAAAGCACUGGAGAACAAUAAGUGGAGUUGCUUAAUGGAUGAGCAGCUUAUGACUUGGGCUACAUCUAAACCAGAGGACUGGCAGCUUGGUGGUAAAAGUGAAGUGUUUUUAUGGGGAGGUGGACGUCAUGGACAGUUGGCUGAUGCUGGGAACAGUGCUUUAGUACCUGCACUUGCUCCAUCACUGACACAGGCUUUGCAGGUGGUGUGUGGACAGAACUGUACAUUCCUUGUUCAGGCAGAUGGGACAGUUGUAGCUUUUGGGGAAGGUAGUUAUGGACGCUUGGGUCAAGGAAAUUCUGAUGACCUUCACACUCCUACUGUUAUUGCAGCAUUGCAGGGUUAUGUUGUAACUCAGUUAGUCACUUCGUGUGGAUCAGAUGGUCAUUCUAUGGCUUUAACCGAGAGUGGGGAAGUUUUCAGCUGGGGAGAUGGUGAUUAUGGAAAGCUUGGACAUGGAAAUAGUGAAAGACAACGCAGACCUAGACAAAUUGAAGCACUGCAGGGAGAAGACGUAGUGCAGCUCUCUUGUGGAUUUAAGCAUUCGGCUGUGGUAACAGCUGAUGGAAAACUCUUCACUUUCGGGAGUGGAGAUUAUGGAAGGUUGGGUCUUAGGAGUACAUCGAAUAAAAUGCUACCUGAAAAGGUGACUGCACUGGAGGAUUAUUCAAUAGGACAGGUCGCUUGUGGAUUGAAUCACACUCUGGUCGUCUCGUCAGAUGGAAUGAUAGUCUGGUCAUUUGGCGAUGGAGACUAUGGCAAACUAGGUUUAGGGGCUUGUACUGUUAAAUGCUGUCCCCAGAAAAUCGAAAGUCUUUGUAAUAAAGGAGUGAAGAAAGUAGCUUGUGGAACCCAGUUUUCUGUUGUACUGACAAAGGAUGGUCACGUGUACACUUUUGGACAAGAGCGACUUAUUGGUUUGCCAGAUUCAAUGUUGCGGAAUCACAAUCGUCCACAGCAAGUCCCCGCACUAGAAGCAGUGUUUGUUGAAGAUAUUGCAGUGGGAUCGGAGCAUACACUCGCUUUAUGCUCUACGGGGGAUAUGUAUGCCUGGGGAUGUAAUGCUGAAGGCCAGCUUGGUCUAAACCAUACCAACCAAGUAAAAGAACCAACAUUGAUUACUGCACUUGAGGGGAAAAACAUUCGUCAGAUUUCAGCUGGUCGGUGUCACAGUGCUGCAUGGACCACACCCCCUCUUUCAGCUUCAACUCCAGGUAACACAAUUCCUGUUCAACUUGGUAUACCACAAAUGAUACCUCCGCAAUACAAUGUACUGAAGGAAUGCAGCCCAGAAAUCCUCACAGAUAGGCUACGGGUCCUGUUUCACUUCUCUGAUCUGAUGUAUAGGUCUUGGCGACUAUUGAAUCUCAACUCAAAUCAUCAGACUAAUAUUUCACGGUAUAAUAUUGGAGCUUCAGCAAUAGCUCAAGGUCGAUUGAGAGGCCUUCUGUCUCCAAAAGUCAACAUUCUGCCACUUGUACGAUCAAUAGGAAAAACUAUGAUUCAAGGGAAGACCUAUGGACCUCAGAUCACGGUGAAGAGAAUUUCUGCACGGGGCCGAUCAACCAAACCUAUCUUCAUCCAGAUUGCCAAGCAAGUUGUCCAGCUCAAUGCCUCUGAACUGAGACUUCCAUCACGAGCCUGGAAAGUGAAGUUGAUCGGGGAAGGUGCUGAUGAUGCUGGUGGGGUAUUUGAUGAUACAAUUACAGAAAUGUGCCAGGAAUUGGAGACUGGCGUGGUCGAUCUACUGAUUGCAACACCAAAUGGCACUGCAGAAGUUGGUAGCAAUAGAGACAGAUUCUUGCUUAACCCAUCAGCUUGUACUGCUGAACAUCUCCAGCAGUUUAAGUUUCUGGGAAUCCUGAUGGCUGUGGCUAUUCGAACCAAGAAACCAUUGGAUCUACACCUGGCACCAUUUGUAUGGAAACAGCUCUGCUCAAUCCCUCUCUCUUCUGAGGAUCUAGAAGAGGUUGACUUGCUUUAUGUUCGGAACUUGUAUGGAAUCUUGAAUUUAGACAACAGUGGAAUAACAGAGGAAAAUUUCCUAGAAAUGAUCCCUUUAGAUUCAUUUGUUGGUCAGAGUGCAAACGGUAAGGUUGUUCCAAUAAUUCCUGGAGGAAGCAGUAUACCUUUGACAUUUGGAAACAGGAAGGAGUAUGUAGAGAGAGCAAUUGAAUACAGGCUACAUGAACUAGAUCAACAGGUAGCAGCAAUCAGACAGGGAAUGUCAGCUAUUGUGCCAGUACCUCUACUGUCUCUACUAACAGAAAGACAGCUUGAGCAGCUUGUUUGUGGGAUGCCAGAAGUGAACGUAGAUACCUUAAAGAAAGUUGUACGUUACCGUGACAUUGCUGAAAACCAUCAGCUGCUGAAUUGGCUGUGGCAAACAUUGCAAGAGUUUUCUAAUGAGGAGAGAGUGUUGUUUCUUCGCUUUGUCUCUGGUCGCUCUCGGCUACCAGCCAAUCCUGCAGACAUAACACAGAAAUUCCAAAUUAUUAAAGUCGACAGGCCAGUCGAUGGUCUUCCUACAGCUCAAACUUGCUUCUUCCAGCUUAGGCUGCCUCCUUACUCAAGCCAAGAGGUGAUGGCUGAACGUUUACGCUAUGCCAUUCAGAACUGCAGAUCAAUUGACAUGGACAACUACAUGCUGUCUAGGAAUGCUGACACUGGAGAAGGUUCCGACAAUGAAUACUGAGAACUGCUAUUUCAAUGCAACCAUAUCACCCUGAAAAUCAUUUUUUCAAUUAAAGGAAUCUCAGGAGAUUAAGAAAACAUGAACUAAGCAGCUUCCAAAUAACUUUACAUUUUUUUAAUGGAUCUUUUCUACUUUGCAAAAUAAGCAGUGGUGGCAACACAACAUUUACACCAAAUAUGCACCAGUGUUACCUUUUAAGGAAAACUGUUUAAUUUGACUUUGUGCACUACCUAAAAUCAGGAAUUAACUUUCUCCUGUAAAAUUGUAAAGUGAUUCUUUUGCAGAAAGCAUGUACAUGUGGUACGGUGACUAAGUGUAGCACUUUUCCUAAUUGAAACAUCUUGUGUACAGGACCAGGAUGGAUGAUUGCCAAGCAGUAAUCUGAUUAUGAAAACUUGACUAAGUGAAUCUGAUUCUUUGGUACUGAAGUAAUUUUCCAAACCACACUGAACAAUAAAGCAUCUGCCGUGUGCUAACAACAAGCAUAGUAUUUUCCUCUGUGGCCAAUGCAUGUUCAUUAUCACAUCAUUGUCAUCUAUUCUGUUAUACUGUAUAGCGCUAUUUCAU
Hemiscyllium ocellatum (epaulette shark) is the source of this 15194-nucleotide messenger RNA. Its product is annotated as probable E3 ubiquitin-protein ligase HERC1. Lineage: Eukaryota; Metazoa; Chordata; Chondrichthyes; Orectolobiformes; Hemiscylliidae. Bases 222 to 14627 code for a protein of 4801 amino acids. The transcript is spliced from 78 exons. Gene Ontology annotation, molecular function: protein binding; ubiquitin-protein transferase activity. The record is from RefSeq and is a predicted model, not a curated record.